AUGAAAUAUUUAUUUAAAAUUAUAAAAUGUUUAGGGCGAAGUCGAAAAAGCAGUCCUUCCUCCAUCUUUCCAUAUUCUGAACAUAAAUGGCGGAUUGCUCUCCUCCUCCUCCUUCCUUCUUCAAGAUCUUGCUCGACCCAUCUGCUUCUCACCUGCCAUUGCCACAUGCUUUUGUGAGCAAACACAAGAUCCCUAAAAACCCAACACUUCAAAUUGCAACAGGAGGGUAUUCAUGGCGAUUGACAAUUGAACGAAUUGGUAAAGCUUAUUGUUUCGGCCAUGGAUGGAAGAAUGUUGUUGAAGAUGCCCAGUUGGGUUUUGGGGAUUUUCUUGUUUUUAAGUUGGUUCAUCAAUCCACCUUCAUAGUUUCAGUCUUUGCUCCAAAUGGGUGUGAAAGAUUUUUGCCCUCCUCAAAAAUCAAGGUUGAAGAUGAUGUUGAUGUUGAUGUUGAUGUUGUUGAUGAUGAUGAUGAUAGUAACGAUGGUAUUGUUUACGAAGGUGGUGGUGAUGAAGAUGAUGAUGAAGAAGAAGAAGAAGAAGAUAAUGAUGAUGAUGAUAGUGAAGAAGAAGAAGAAGAAGAAGAUGAUGAUGAUGAUAGUGGCAGUGGUGGCGACGGCGACGGUGGUGAUGAUGAUGAUGAUGAUGGUGAUGGUGGUAUCGAUGGAGAUGAUGGUGAUCCUUUCUUUAUGACGAUUAUUUCAAAAACCCACAACAAUCUUUUGCGGCUUCCAUCGGAAUUUGUUGAGUUGGCCGGAAUCGGUAAUCAAAGCACGAUAACAUUGAAGAAUCUUGACGAACAUGAGUGGCGAUUAGGCAUCCGGUCGGAGAAAAUAGCCCGGACGGCAAGAUACCAUUUGUCGCCGGGAUGGCAGGAUUUCCGGCGAAGUAAUGAGUUAUCAGAAGGAGAUGAAUGUGUAUUCAAGUACAUCAAAAGUGAAGGGAAGUUAUCACUAGUAAAAAUCACCAAGAAAAAACCGAUGGCCAGACAGUCACCAGUCAAAAUUCCGGCGACGGAAGUGGUCAAGAGGAAGAGAGGCCGGCCUGUAGUGAAAGUGAAUGCGGUGGCCAGACAACCACCGGCGAAAACUCCGGCGAAGAAAGUGGUCAAAAGGAAGAGAGGGCGACCGUUUAAAAACCGUCGUCCGGUGGAUGUCCAAAGCGGAGAUGAUUGUGUGGAGGUGGUGCAAAGAAGACCAUCAAAGAAAUCUAGGGUUAUCUAUUUUUGAAUCUUUUUUGUUUUU
Cynara cardunculus var. scolymus (artichoke) is the source of this 1241-nucleotide messenger RNA. Its product is annotated as B3 domain-containing protein REM20-like. Bases 87 to 1226 code for a protein of 379 amino acids. Gene Ontology annotation, molecular function: DNA binding. NCBI's taxonomy places the organism in Eukaryota, Viridiplantae, Streptophyta, Magnoliopsida, Asterales, Asteraceae. The record is from RefSeq and is a predicted model, not a curated record. The transcript is spliced from 3 exons.